Messenger RNA from Miscanthus lutarioriparius, 1650 nucleotides. The record is from the annotation of a GenBank genome assembly. Lineage: Eukaryota; Viridiplantae; Streptophyta; Magnoliopsida; Poales; Poaceae.
AUGGGCGGCCGCGCCUCGCGCCACCGCGCGCAGCCGCACGAUCAGUCCUCCCACCACGCCUCCUCCCAGCCUCCGCAGCCGCCGCCCAAGCACCACCACCACCACCACCACCACAACCCCAACAAGCCCAAGCAGCAGCAGCAGCAGCAGCCCCCACCUCCGCGUCCUCCGCCGCCACAGCAUGCUCCUCCCCCCGCCCCCACAUCCGCCUCCCCCGCCCCCGCCCCGGGCGGGGCGACGAACAUCGGCCGCGUGCUGGGCCGCCCCAUGGAGGACGUGCGCGCAUCCUACACGUUCGGGCGUGAGCUAGGCCGGGGCCAGUUCGGCGUGACCUACCUAGCCACGCACAAGCCGACGGGGCGGCGGUACGCGUGCAAGUCCAUCGCCACCCGCAAACUCGCGCACCGGGACGACGUGGACGACGUCCGCCGGGAGGUGCAGAUCAUGCACCACCUCACGGGCCACCGCAGCAUCGUCGAGCUCCGGGGCGCCUACGAGGACCGCCACUCCGUCAACCUCGUCAUGGAGCUCUGCGAGGGCGGGGAGCUCUUCGACCGCAUCAUCGCCCGGGGGCACUACUCCGAGCGCGCCGCCGCCGCGCUCUGCAGGGAGAUCGUCUCCGUCGUGCACAGCUGCCACUCCAUGGGGGUCAUGCAUCGCGACCUAAAGCCCGAGAACUUCCUCUUCCUUAAUAAGAGGGAGGACUCGCCGCUCAAGGCCACGGAUUUUGGGCUCUCCGUCUUCUUCAAGCCCGGCGAGCAGUUCAGGGAUCUUGUCGGGAGCGCCUACUACGUCGCCCCGGAGGUGCUCAAGCGGCGAUACGGAGCUGAGGCGGACAUAUGGAGUGCCGGAGUUAUCCUCUACAUCCUGCUAUCCGGCGUCCCUCCUUUCUGGGCCGAGAACGAGGAUGGCAUAUUUGAUGCUGUUUUGCGAGGUCAUAUUGAUUUCGCAUCUGAUCCCUGGCCUUCCAUAUCGAAUAGCGCAAAAGAUUUGGUCAAGAAGAUGCUGCGCCAAGAUCCCAAGGAGCGGCUUACUGCUGCUGAAAUUUUGAACCAUCCCUGGAUUAGAGAGGAUGGAGAGGCCUCAGACAAGCCACUAGACAUUACAGUAAUAAGCAGAAUGAAGCAGUUCCGGGCAAUGAACAAGCUUAAGAAGGUUGCCUUGAAGGUUGUUGCAGAGAACUUGUCAGAGGAAGAGAUCGUGGGUUUGAAAGAAAUGUUCAAAUCCCUGGAUACUGAUAACAGUGGGACUAUAACGCUGGAAGAAUUGAGAGCUGGUUUACCAAAGCUCGGCACCAAAAUCUCUGAAUCAGAAAUAAGGCAGUUGAUGGAAGCGGCUGAUGUUGAUGGAAAUGGUACCAUUGAUUAUGUUGAAUUCAUAUCAGCAACAAUGCACAUGAAUAGAUUAGAGAAGGAUGAUCAUAUAUUUAAAGCAUUCGAGUAUUUUGAUAAGGACCAUAGCGGGCACAUUACAGUUGAUGAGUUGGAAGAAGCUCUGAAGAAGUAUGAUAUGGGUGAUGAGGCAACAAUUAAAGAAAUUAUUGCUGAAGUAGAUACAGAUCAUGAUGGGAGAAUCAACUACCAGGAGUUUGUUGCUAUGAUGAAGAAUAAUAGCCCCGAUAUUGUUCCAAAUCGGAGGCGCAUGUUUUAA